AUGCCGAGCUCAUGCAAUGAUAUUCGAAAGGCAUUGGCCCAAUGUCUUCAGGAAUCGGAUUGUAUCAUGGUCCAGCGUCACACGCCCCGUGAGUGCCUCAGUUCUCCUCUCGCCGAGGAGUUACCCAUGAGAUGUCAGCAGCUGCGGAAAGGAUUCAGCGAGUGCAAGCGCGGCAUGAUCGACAUGCGCAAACGUUUCCGCGGUAAUCAGCCCAUCGCGUUAUCCCAGGAAGUGGAAGGCGGACAGUCCGGCAACGCUUCGGGUGGUCAGCUCUACGCCGGAGGGCCUGCAUACCAGACUGUCAAGGAACUCAAUGGUGACGAGGUCCAAAUGGACCCCGAGAAGACCCGUGGCCUGUAA
Penicillium brevicompactum is the source of this 360-nucleotide messenger RNA. Its product is annotated as PET191 family protein. Gene Ontology annotation, cellular component: mitochondrion. Gene Ontology annotation, biological process: mitochondrial respiratory chain complex IV assembly. The record is from RefSeq and is a predicted model, not a curated record. The transcript has 3 exons. Lineage: Eukaryota; Fungi; Ascomycota; Eurotiomycetes; Eurotiales; Aspergillaceae. Bases 1 to 360 code for a protein of 119 amino acids.